AUGGCCACGAGCAAGUACCGCAAGCGCAGCCGUGCGCCUGCGCCCGGCCAGUGCGCCUGCUGCAGCAUUGCGGAGACGCCGGAGUGGCGCCGGGGUCCUGAUGGAGCGCGCACCGUGUGCAACGCAUGCGGUCUGCACUUCGCGAAGCUCGCAAAGAAGCGGCAGCAG
Molecule: messenger RNA, 168 nt
Organism: Tilletiopsis washingtonensis
Lineage: Eukaryota; Fungi; Basidiomycota; Exobasidiomycetes; Entylomatales
Exons: 2
Biological process (GO): regulation of DNA-templated transcription
Molecular function (GO): sequence-specific DNA binding; zinc ion binding
Source: RefSeq, a predicted model, not a curated record